Soboliphyme baturini is the source of this 990-nucleotide messenger RNA. The record is from the annotation of a GenBank genome assembly. Lineage: Eukaryota; Metazoa; Nematoda; Enoplea; Dioctophymatida; Soboliphymatidae.
AUGGAUCUUCAACGCGUUCUCGCGAACUUCUCUGUGUCCCUCUAUAACAAUGCGAUGACUCAAUGCUCCUCGUGCUGUCUGUCUCCGUAUGCGGUGCUAUUCGAACUGUUCAUCAUUCAUUACGCAUGUGAUAAGAUCGCAGCUGCUCAACUGAGGAAAGUGCUGUUUCCUGGUGCUCGACUUUAUGGAAACUUCCGUCACUUCUCCUCGGCACUUUAUGGCAUACCCAACACUGAAGAAGGUGAUGGUCUGUCGUUCAACUCGCUGGUACUCUUGGACAAAACCUACAAUUUCGCUUCUCGGUUUAAAAGAUUUAUCCGCGUGAAGACGGUCAGAACAAGUAUUGAAAUCGUUGACUUCGCAGAUCUGGCUUCUGUGUCCUCGGUUGUAAACAAGAAAGUCAAAGAUGAAUCAGCAAAUCAUCUUAACGGCGUCAUGGACGAAACGAAACUUCGCACAUUUUACAAACUCCUGCUGAAUAAUGCUGCCUAUUUUGACGGCCCGUCGGCGGAAUUUUUUUCUUCCAGCUUUACAAAGGAGGAAAAAUUUUAUAUGGACGAUUCUGACCGUUCAGUUACCGUGCAAAUGAUGCACAAAAUAUUUCUUUUGCCCUACCAGGAAACACGCGAAGUGCAAAUCGUCGCUUUUCCAUUUCGGCCAAGUGUCGCAAUAUACAUUGUCUUGCCGUGGUUCAAUCACACUUUGAAACAAAUCGAAACGAGUCUAACGAGCAAGAAAUUGUCUAACUGGUUAACCAGUCAGUACGACUACAAAGUCGAUGUUCGCAUUCCAAAAUUUACGCUUCAGUCAACUUUGAAAUUGAAGGACGCCCUACGAAACAUGGGAGUACGUGAUAUAUUUGACAGAUAUGGAUCGCUUCCAGGCAUAUCCGACAACUCUAUGGGUCUGUCAGUGUCUGAAAUUUUUCAUGAAGCUGUGAUGCAGGUAGACUUGAAUGGAAAAGUAUCGGUCAAUCAGCAUAAUAAUUAA